CACAAGUCGCGACCAUAAGCUCUGCCCUAGUUUUCGUGUGCCAAGCUCCACCCCGUUUCCGCCAAGCUCUGCCCAUCGCCUUUACUGUGUUUUCCCAAAACACAAGUUGUGAAUCUGGUGGUGUGUGAAUUUGCCCAAGUUUCCAUCUCGCUCAUUGAGAAUCCGUGAAACUCUCUGUAUUCUGAAACACAAGUCACGCCAUAAGCUCAACCCUAGUUUCCGCCAAGCUCUGCCCGUCGCCUUUACUGUGUUUUCUCAAAACACAAGUUGUGAAUCUGGUGGUGUGUGAAUUUGCCCAAGUUUCCAUAUCGCUCGUUGAGAAUCCGUGGUUUACCCCCUCUUUCAAGUUGUUCUUUUCGAUGAUUGCUUCGCUUAUUCGAGUUCUUCGAUCUUCUUUUCUUCUCUAACAUAAAAAAUUUGGUUAUGGCACCUAGUAAGCAAUGGAUGCAACUUGUUGAUAAUUGGCUCGAUAAAGCCUAUUUAAUCGGAGUGCAAAAGUUUUUGGAUUAUGCUUUACAGAAAACGGGAGAAGAAUAUGAGAUACGAUGUCCAUGUGUCAAAUGUUGUAACACAACUUUAGGAACUCGUAAGACAGUUGAGACACAUUUGCAAGUAUACGGAAUAAUUCAAAAUUAUACUUUUUGGUAUCAUCACGGAGAAAAUUUAGGUGAGCCACUGUCAGAAUCGGAAGAUAAAGAUGGUGAUGAACUAGAAGAAUGUGAAAGUAAAGAUGAAGUACAAGAACUGUUGAGAGAUAUGUAUCCUAAUAUUGAUGGAAGAGACGUGCAUACUGAUUGUGAUAAUUUAAUUGAGGAGGAACCAAAUAUUGAAGCAAAAAGAUUUUACAGGCUAUUGAAAGAUUUCGAACAGCCACUGUACCAAAAUUCAAAAGCUUCAAAGCUUUUAUCUUGUAUAGUGUAUCUUGGUAACCCUCGAAGAUGCAGCUAUAGAAGGUGGAUAAAUCUGCUCCAUUCCGAACUGCAACCGCUUGGUGCUAUGAUUGCCGGUAAUGAUAGUCUGAUUGAUAUCAUCACCAAUCAUCAUUAAAUACUUUUUGUUCUUAGCGAUGGAGACAUACUCCUCGUAUAUACCAGCAGUAAUGUAUAUUAGAAAAUAGCCUGAGGUGGACAUGGAAUUGUUUGGAGCAGCAACAACAACAUCAGUUAUGGUGCUGAAAUUCCCACUUCCGUCCUGGUUUACUAUCACAACGUCCCUCACCAGAACCUGGUCAUCAUCAUCUUGUUGCUGGAGUAUAUUUCUCCUACUAACAGUCUCCAAAAUUGCUUGGUUUUGUGCAGACAUUUUUAAUGGCAAGUGACCAUUUUGGAAGGCUAGCUGUUUUUGGUUUUGUUGCUUAGUUUCUUCUGUGUGCCCUUUGACAUUAUUCUUCUCGGUCCUUUUUUCUACUGGUGUGAUAGUGCCUUAUUAUUCA
This is a messenger RNA of Nicotiana tabacum (common tobacco), 1432 nucleotides long. Lineage: Eukaryota; Viridiplantae; Streptophyta; Magnoliopsida; Solanales; Solanaceae. The record is from RefSeq and is a predicted model, not a curated record.